AAACUUUUGACACGUGACGUGCAAAAUAUUUAUAGCAAACAGUAUAAAAUGGCGUCACCAUUAUUCCAAAAUAUUCUUGCGGCCGCACGGAAUCAAACAACGAUUUCCAAAAAAGCUGAAAUGAAUAAAUUGGUGAUUUUCUGUGCCUUUGUCGGGUUCUGCAUUGCUGGCGAAUAUUCCACACAUACGGAUGGUUACGGAGUUGGUGGACAUAGCGGAUACGGUAAUGUUGGACACGGAUAUGGACAAGUAGGAGGGGGCGUCCUAGGAGGUGGUGGCGGAGGGUUGAUAGGAGGUGGACCUGUAGGUGGUGUCGGAGGACCUGGGGGUGUUGGAGGGGUCAUUGGAGGAGGCACAGGAGGAUUUUUUCCCGCAGCAGGCUUUCCAAAGUAUGGAACAUGUCCAUUUGGAUUCAAUCCUCUCGAACUCGGUCCAUAUUGUUCAAACGACGAACACUGUCACGGAGUACAGAAAUGUUGUUAUGUUCCUGGCAAUGGUCAAAGAUGCCAAAUUCCAAGAGAAUACCAGAAACCAGGUUCUUGCAACACAAACUAUGAAUUAAGUGGGUGGGUGCGCAGAGCAUGUAACGAUGAUACCACAUGUCGCUAUGGCAAAUGUUGUAGACGAGCUUCAAGUGGUCAAGUUGACACAUGCACAUACCAAUUCCAUGGUCCUAUCCCAGGCGGUCAUGGAAUCCCAGGCGGUCAUGGAAUCCCAGGUGGUCAUGGCAUCCCAGGUGGCCCCGGUCAUGUCUAUCCCAUUCCGCAUCAACCUGGUCACGGAGGUCACGGAGGUCAUGGAUAUGGACAAACAUAUUCCAAACAGUCGAAAGUCUACUAAACACUGCCGAUCCGAAGUAUUUUUCUGUGUUAUGACAAAUAAAUCGUUAUUUUGCAUCUGAAAA
Molecule: messenger RNA, 904 nt
Organism: Magallana angulata
Lineage: Eukaryota; Metazoa; Mollusca; Bivalvia; Ostreida; Ostreidae
Exons: 3
Coding region: 49-840 (263 amino acids)
Cellular component (GO): extracellular region
Molecular function (GO): peptidase inhibitor activity
Source: RefSeq, a predicted model, not a curated record